Messenger RNA from Camelus dromedarius (Arabian camel), 3418 nucleotides. RefSeq names its product Ras association domain family member 4 (gene RASSF4). The transcript is spliced from 11 exons. The record is from RefSeq and is a predicted model, not a curated record. Bases 138 to 1103 code for a protein of 321 amino acids. NCBI's taxonomy places the organism in Eukaryota, Metazoa, Chordata, Mammalia, Artiodactyla, Camelidae. Gene Ontology annotation, biological process: signal transduction.
GCGCCGAGUCCAGGAGGACACGGGCAGCAGGCGCUGCGGCAGCAUCUCGGGUGACAGCGAGGGCACAGCACCGUCAGCAGCUUCUGGACAGCGCGAUGAGUGGACGGUAACUCCGAAUCUGCAGACAAGAGGACAAGAUGAAGGAAGACUGUCCACCCAGUUCUCACGUGCCUGUCAGCGACAGCAAGUCCAUCCUGAAGUCGGAGCUGUUAAGCCUGCUGAAAACCUACAACUGCUACCACGAGGGCAGAAGCUUUCAGCUGAGACACCGAGAAGAAGAAGGGGCUCUGGUCAUCGAGGGGCUCCUCAGCAUCUCCUGGGGACUGAGGCGGCCCAUCCGGCUGCAGAUACAGGAUGACAGGGAGCGAGUACACCUCUCCUCUACCUCCUGGAUGCCUGGACAAUCCAGCUGCCACCCGAAGGAGCCACCUCUUCAGGAUGGUGGGGUCACAGCCCAGGAACCAAGUGCUCAGGCUGGACACAGGGAGGAGAAUUCUAGAGACGGCUCAGAGCCCCUGGAGGAGGACGAGGAGACCCCACAGCUGAUGCGGACCAAGAGCGAUGCAGCCUGUGUGGUCCAGAGAAGGCCCAGGUGCCGCGCACCCGGGGAGGCCCAGAAGAUCCGGCGACACCGCUUCUCCAUCAACGGGCACUUUUACAACCACAAGACUUCCGUGUUCACUCCUGCCUAUGGGUCCAUGACCAACGUGAGAGUCAACAGCACCAUGACCACUCUGCAGGUGCUCACCCUGCUGCUGAACAAGUUCCGAGUGGAAAAUGGCCCCAGUGAGUUUGCUCUCUACAUGGUCCAUGAGUCUGGGGAGCGGACAAAAUUAAAAGACUGUGAGUACCCACUGAUUUCCAGAAUCCUGCAUGGGCCAUGUGAGAAGAUCGCCAAGAUAUUCCUGAUGGAGGCUGACUUGGGCGAGGAAGUCCCCCAUGAUGUCGCUCAGUACAUUAAGUUUGAAAUGCCGGUGCUGGACAGUUUUGUUGAAAAAUUAAAAGAAGAGGAGGAAAGAGAAAUAAUCAAACUGACCAUGAAGUUCCAAGCUCUGCGUCUGACAAUGCUACAGCGCCUGGAGCAGCUGGUGGCGGCCAAGUAGUCCACCAGCACCAGCCUCUUCCGGGGCCCCCAGCAGCCGGUGCACACUGAGUGCUGGUGGCCAGGCCCUGAUUGGUUGCACCAGCUGAGGAAUCCAGAAACUGUGUUUCUAUCUGUCCACCCGCCCAGGUGCCAUGAGUCGCAUGUCCCUGGUGCUUGGCUCCAAGGUGAGCACUCACAGGAUGCAGACCCAAGCCUGAGGAGCCAGGAACUUGCUCGUUGGGGUCUGCAUGGGAGACUGGCCCGAGCAGUGAGCAACCCUGAAGCUGUGACUUGGGCCGUGUUAUGUGGCUGGAUGGCAUGGUCUAUUCACUGUUCACUCCACACCUCUCUUGCUCAGGAGAGCAGAACAUGACCUAGCUUCCAGGGCAUGGGCUUCAGCUACCUCCCCAGUGCCUGGCCCAGAGUUCCUGCAGAACCACAAGCCCUUAUCCUCAUCAGACACAUGAACCACUGGACCCCCACCUGCCGUCACCUCAUGCUGCCACUCAGAAACUCUGCUGGGAGAAGCAAGGGCAGCCAGCAGGUAGAGGACAUGCCUGCUCCAAGCCAUCACUUCACCAUGGCGACCUUGGCCCUCGAGCCUCCAGUCUCCGGUGUCACUCCGUGAGCCUCACAGAGCCCAGCACCCUGGUGGCAGAGGUCAGACCAGGAAUAUGACCACCAGGAGCCCAUUUUCUCUCUGCAGCACUCACUCUGAAUUUCCUCAGCAGGACCUGAGGAAUUCCUAGAAGGAGCUCACUGCAAGAAACGUGUCAAUUUGAUCACAUUGAGGAGGUGACCCAUGUGGCACUGAAAGGAUGCUGCCCAAAUGGGAGAGAAUCCAGGAGCUGUCCGGGGACUGCCAGGCAGCAGCUUGGGGAGGCCACACUCAGCCCCAUCGCUGCCCUCCCUCGGACACCUGUGUGCCUCUUGACCUCUCUGGGUUUGCGUUCCUCUCUCUCAAUACUUCCCAUCAAAGGAGCACCAUGAGGGGAAAAAAAAAGUCUGUUUGAGGAUAAAGGGCUUUGAAUUCCCUAGGGCCAGACACUGAAUAAUUUGGGUUUUUCAGCUGAUGGGGAAUUUCUGGAAUGUACAAGAAGUCCUUUGCAAAGUUAUGCAACAGUUUACAUCAGUCAUGUGAAGUGUGUGUCCAAAACCUCAAACUGGAGACCCAGUUCUCCCACUGGGGCCUGUGGAUAAUGAAUUUAAAGGGAAAAACUAUAAAGUCUCCCAAAUAGAGGAGAGAUUCCAUCUCUGCCUCAUGCAGCAGCUCUUGUAAAGAGCAGAGCUUGCGAGCGGAGUUUGGGAGCAGCCAUGCCGUUUGAACCCACUGUUACUUCACACCAGGACUGCCCCGACCUAGCACCGCUAUCACAUAAGCACGCACAGAGAUGCCAGGGGAGGCUGCUGCAGUUUCUCUUGUCUCUGCUCAUCUUCGGCAGCAUCGUUUCUUAGGUACUCAAUAAAGGUAUGCUGUACUGAACUGAAGGAGUUAGGACUAAACUUUUUUUUCCACUUGUCGGUGUCCAUCCUGACCCUUGGCUCUAACUUCUGAAACUCUUAUCCUAUAGUACAUGUGGCCAAGUUUGGCAGAAGAGCCAGAGCUGAGCCACAGUCCGCUGCCCUUGACAAUGACAUGACCCCUUCCUUUCUGUGCACAUCCUUGGGAUGGGUGUGGGGCCUGAGGACUGAGGGAGCUGAAGGGCACAGAGGAGGAGGCAUUGGUGGGGGUUGGGAGUAGUCUGGCCAGUAAGUGAUAGGGUCACCCCGAAUGACAGAGUCUCAACAUCAGGAGGACCUCAGGAAUCUUCUAGAAGGAGCUCAGGUGGGAUGGUGGCAGGGUCCAGGAGAGGAUAGAAAAUGAUUCAAACAGGGCUCCUCCAUGAAGUAGUAAAAUAACUCCGCAUGAGACAGGAAGGAAGGGGGCAGAGCACAACCAUUAAAAGAAUGGCAAAGCUAUUGAGGGUGCGACAUAAACUGAUUAGAGCCAACUAGCCCAGGGUGGCAGAAGAUUCAACUUGUAGUAAGCCUUGGGCCUCAUUAGACAUUUAUUGUAAUACAUUAGCAUGCUAAAUGACACACCUACGGGCACCAUGACUGUUCCCAGGCUGACCAUAAAAAGCCAAAAAGUGGGUAGGGGUGCAAUUCCUGGAAACCCCGGCCCCUUCCCCAAAAUAGUUGGACUAAUCCUCGCAAUUAUUAGCAUAUGAAGUUACCCAGCCCAUAAAAACUAACCACACCCACAGCCUGGGGCCCACCUCUCUUGCCUUCGGAGACAGCCUGCACUCUGUCUACGGAGUGUUUAUCUCCCUGAAUAAAUCUACUUUCACUUUA